Messenger RNA from Geodia barretti, 1516 nucleotides. Lineage: Eukaryota; Metazoa; Porifera; Demospongiae; Tetractinellida; Geodiidae. The record is from the annotation of a GenBank genome assembly.
AUGGCCCUGAAACGAGCACCAGUGUCGCUAUCCAAUAUUUCUUCACCCAAAUCCAUCGAUGUACCGGGGGACAAGUUGCUGAGUCCUAGUGAGGCAGCUGGCAUUCUAUUUCAAGCCAGUCCUCGUAACUCGCUGGUCGACCUCACUAUCGGGCAAGAGUACGAGUUUGUAGAACCACCGCCACCAGACUUCUACUGUCCGGUAACUUUUGAGUUGCUGGUCGACCCGCAGCAGACUGCGUGUUGCGGCAAUCACAUUUCAUCUCAAGUUGCAGAUAGGUUGAAAGCUGAGAGAAAACCAUGUCCAGUUUGCAAAGAAGAGAUUUUUAAUACCGUCACCGACAAGCAUUACCGACGACGUGUACUAGACCUGCGAGUGUGUUGUCCCCACGAAGGAUGCAACUGGGUUGGUGAAGUACGAUAUCAUAAAUCACACGUGGAAGAGUGCCCGAAACGCUCUUGGAGUUGCCAAUACUGCGAUUAUUCGUGCACCCACGAUGAAGGUGAAAGUGUCCACUGGCCCGAGUGCAAAAUGUUUCCCGAGCCUUGCCCUAACCAAUGUGAAGUGCACACUGUGGCACGCAAGAAUAUCGAGCUGCAUCGCACCGUUUGUUCCCUGGAGCCUGUCGCUUGUGGGCUAAGUGAGUACGGCUGUCAAGCCAUCUUUCCACGCAAGGACCUUGCGAAACACAUGAAGGAAAACGAGGGGCAGCAUUUGAUUAGCCUUGCAAUUCACAACUACAAGCAACUAAAGUCCAACAAGGAGAGCAUGGUCGAGCUUCGAAGAAACGUGCAACAACUUCAGCAGUCUGUUCAGAGCGUGCAUCAGGAAAUCUCAGCCCUGAAGCUCAAGACCGGUCACAUCGAGCACCACGUAGCCGGGGGAAGCUGUUUAAGCUGCACCGUUCACUCGUUUCCCAACUUCUCUCAACUGAAACUGAGUGAGAAAGUGUGCGAAAGCCAGCCAUUCCGCGUUCAAAACUACCUGUUUAACUUUCGUAUUAGGUGCUACAACCCCCCGUUUGAUAUGGUUGUGGCGUUCUUGGGGUUAUUUCCGAGCAGUGAUGACGACGAUUUGGUCUGGCCAGCAAAAAUCUCUUGCCAAUUGGAGCAGGUGAAUCAGGUGGGGGAUACCAGACAUAGAAAAUAUGUUACGAGUUUCAUUUGGAACAAAGAAGAACGCGGGACAUGGAAGAAUAUCGAUACGUACGAAAUGAAGUAUACUGAGUUGCAGAAUAAAAAAUCGGCAGUGAACUAUUUGGUUAAUGAUACACUGGUGUAUCGCCUACACCUGGAUAUCACGCCGUAGCUGAGCUCAAACAAACACAACAGUGCCUCAUUGGCACUUGGUUUUCUAGUUCUAUUUCACACACUAGAUUUGCGUUAGCUGUAAACAUUAUGAACAUGUACAAUCUGUCAAACAGCAACAUCUCAAACCCAUAAUCCUAGCAAGAAGACAGUUUUGUACUUCAUGUAGUUUUCACAAAAGUAAUAUUUUGGUGCACUGCGCAUGCAGG